Cottoperca gobio is the source of this 3684-nucleotide messenger RNA. RefSeq names its product forkhead box L1 (gene foxl1). The coding region runs from base 1424 to 2593 and encodes 389 amino acids. Gene Ontology annotation, biological process: cell differentiation; regulation of transcription by RNA polymerase II; anatomical structure morphogenesis. The transcript has a single exon. The record is from RefSeq and is a predicted model, not a curated record. Gene Ontology annotation, molecular function: DNA-binding transcription factor activity, RNA polymerase II-specific; RNA polymerase II cis-regulatory region sequence-specific DNA binding. NCBI's taxonomy places the organism in Eukaryota, Metazoa, Chordata, Actinopteri, Perciformes, Bovichtidae.
UUCGACCAUGGCCUGGAUGUAGGAAGGGGCUGAGAUCCAUUCACAGCACGGUAGGUCAGCACCACAGUCUUGAAGCAGAUUCAAGAUGCCACUGGUGUGAGAAUGUUCAUCACUACUCACGAGCUGAUGUGCACCUUGUAUGGUCCUCUGACUCUGUAUGAAUGGGUGAAUGACAUGUGUUGUAAAGGGCUUUGAGAGAUUGGAAAAGCAUUAUAAAAGCAGUUCAUUUCCAUUUAGCUUGUUAUUCUCUCAAAUACUUCUAAUUAUUUUAAAACAAUGACCAUAUAAUACAAUCUUGCCAAUUGUUGUGCCACCUUUUCCCAGAACCAGCAGUUACCCAGGGCCCUGAAGCUGCCUUUAGGAGCCACAAUAAGAAAGAUAAAGGUAAACCAAAAAUAUUGGGGAACUAAAGUGUCACAGCAGCAAAACAAAGUACAAGAACAAAAACAGAUGAACCAUUAGAACAAAUCAGUGGUACCCGACCACUUGGCUUGUGACAUUUUAAAAGGGAGCAUAGAAGCAAAGGUUUGAGUAAAUUCUUAAAGAGGAAUAAUUUGCAGCAGUAAUUAUUUGAUAUACUUUAUUUCUGUUAAUCAUCACAUGGCCCCUUAGAUUUGUCUUGAAAACCUUCAGGUUGGGAACCGCUGGCUCUGCGUUCUAUUGGUUUUGCUUUGUAUACAAAUAUUUUUAAUUUGUCCAACAUACACAUUUUAACAUUUCAAAACAUUUCUUAUAAAAAGAAUAAAGGGAUAAUGGUGAUAUAUGCACAUGGAGCAGUUGUGUUGUAUGUAUUAUUGUGAUACUAUCUCGUCAGUCAUCGAUCAUUUACUGUGUACUCAGAUCUUUGAAUAAAAGUGGUGUGGGCCUGACACGGGUUAAAAGAAAUUGUUUAAGUUAUUUUCCCUUUUAUACACUUUGUUUUCAUUUGAGCGAACCCACAGCAACUCCCAGAAAGGACCCGGCAAUGUUUGCUUGUUCUUUCUGUGUGAGCAACUCUCAGCGUCAGGGGUGGACGUGAUAUUUCAAACAGCACAUCAGUGCGUUUAUGUAUUGGGUGCCCGGAAAUUUUUCCAAAUAAACACAGCUUGAUUCGACUUGGGUGGGCAGACUUAUCAAGCGACUAAUUCUAUAAACAGAUGAGGGAAUAACCCGGCACCUCAUUGGUUGUUGGGCAGAGAGGGGGAACAUGAGGGAGUUCCAGCGCAAUGAAAUUUUAAUUAAUGUGGGUGGGCUGAGAACACCACCGACUGUUUAUGAUGGACAAUUUAUUUCCCAGUGCAAAGUCAACAUAACACAGCAAACGUACAACAAUUAUUAACAUUUUCUGGGGCCCUCAUGAGGCUGUGGAGUCAGUCAGUGGUGGAGAGGAGCUCCGGGAGCAAGCUCAACUUUCCCCGGGACACACUUCAUCUUCCCCGACGUCAUGACCCUCUACCACGGACGUUUGCCUCCUCUCGGAGUGCCAUCUUCGGCUCUGAGCCUCUCCGGUCCCCCGUUCAUCUACCUGUACGGAGGGGACAGCGGAGGGGUCGUGCCUGCUGCCUUGAGCUUCAUGCCGGCCCGCCAGGAGUCUCCCCAGAAGCCACCCUACAGCUACAUCGCGCUCAUCGCCAUGGCAAUCAAGAGCGCGCCGGAGCAGCGCGCAACGCUCAGCGGCAUCUACCAGUUCAUCAUGGACCGGUUCCCCUUUUAUCACGACAACAAGCAGGGCUGGCAGAACUCCAUCCGACACAACCUCUCCCUGAAUGACUGCUUCAUCAAGGUGCCCAGAGAGAAGGGCCGGCCCGGCAAAGGCAGUUACUGGGAACUUGACACCAAGUGCCUGGAUAUGUUUGAGAACGGCAACUACCGUCGGAGGAAGAGGAAGGCGAAGAGCCAGCAUGAUGCUCUGGAAUCCAAAGCCGGUGGACACAAGCGCACUAAGGGCCCGGGCGUAUCCAUGGACCUCCAAUCCUCUCUGAAGCACCAGACUGGCUUCGGGUUAGCAGAUGUACCAGCGAGGCAGGAUGCAGAGAUAAUGGAGACACAACCUGACACAAAAGCGGUUCUUGUCGAGUUGAACAACGCUGAACUUUCACAAAAUCCUCCUAUGAGACCUAAAGUGUCCACCAACAGAGACACUCUUGCGCCCACCUGGAGGAGGCAGGAAUCCCCCCAGCCUGAGACAUGUCCCGCUCCGAGACAUGCCUCGCUGUGGAUGGACGGCGCCCAUGUCCCAGGCUCGCCCCUCCGCCGGGAGCCAGAGGAGAGAGGGUUCAGCGAAAGAGAAAAAGAGAGAGGUCCGCUCUGCGCCGUUAGCUGCGCAGGAAACACAAACUUGAUUGCACUAGCGCAGGACAGGCCGAAAGGAAAUGUACCGAGCAGGGAUAAAUCGAAAGGUUUCAGCAUUGAGAGUAUUCUAUCUAAAAGUGAAGACGAAAUGCGCGGCAGCAUCCUCGGUUUGUCAGGGGAGACAUGCGCAGAGCGCAGAAGUCCCGCGUUCAGUUCUUCUGUUGUCCUCGGUGCUCGACCGCAUCAGCUGUACCAGAUGGGAUUCCCCUUCUGCUCUUACCUUUCACUCACCUACCCCGACAAAGUACUGCAUUUUAAAUAAGUUCAAUUAUGACUUUAGACUUAAAUGCAUUUUAAAACAGGGGCGCGUGAGAGUGUAAACUGCUUUGCACUGCUCUGCUUUUUCAGGAUCUCUGCCAUCCUCAUCAUCUACAGUAAUGUCCACACGACAAAGAGCAGCAAGGAGGUUUAUAGAUUAUUGUUUAUGCAUGCGUAAUUGUUUGUGUUAGUGUUGGUUAUUAUUACAAAAAUGUUUGCUCCCCAAAGUCUAAGACUGCGCAAUUUAAUGCUUAAUACAACACAAAGGUACAAGUAGCCUAUAUACGGAUGUUGUCAUUGUCAUGUGAAUAUUAAGGAGAGCUCAUAUAUACAGUAUUUCUCUCUUCAUUCAUGAUGAUUAAAACCGUUAGAGUAAAUAUGUUUUUCAGUAAUUCAGUAAAUAAUCUCGAAUGUCAUGACACAACACAACUCUAGAGAUACAGCGCAAUAUGAGAAUAAAGUUUAGUAUUCAAUGAUGUAGUCAAAUGCAACUCUGCGCUGAAUUCCAUUUGCAAAAUAAAGUUUAGUUUGGUUAUAAAAUGACUUAAAUAAUUUAUUAAAAAAUGUGAGUCAAGACAGUAAUACAGCCAUUUGCUAUAGAAGCUAUGUGUUGUUAUUUGUCACCUAAAGAUUUCCCUUUUUGUGAUUAACAGUUGUUGUUGUUUUUUUACAUAAUUAAAAGAAACAGAUAACAUACACAUUUCUGUGUUUUCUUUUCAAGCGUAUCAUGUUCAUUGAGGAUUGCCAGGCCUCAACUGUAGAGUACUGAGCUUUAUAUUCUGCAUAAAAUGUCACUAGCUGAAAGGUUUGAUCCCGAGUCCUGAAUCCAUUCUUUGUGUGCAGCUCUGGUGUCAUCCAGAGGAGGUCACAUGAUGGUUUAUGAAAUAGAAAAAAAGGCUACUUCCUCAACCCCUUGCAGUUUUCAGUGAUGUGGCUUCCUCUGGUACACACAGACAACUUAGUCUGAAACAGAACAGUGUUUGUUGAGCUGAGCUGUUUUUAUGGGAAUCAUUGAUAUCAUUUGUGAUCUAGAUCUGGUGACUUCACUGUAUAUAAAACCUCAUAUUAUGUUACUAAUAGUGAUACUACUUACAA